AACACAGAAACCAAGCCAUCAAUAUCGCUUUGGAUAUUUCAUUUUGGUGGUCUAAUGUCUUGUCGUUUCAUUUUCCUUAUUUACCUUUACAAUAUUCCUGUCGAAACAAAUUUGAGUGUGUUUGGUAUCAAUUUGUUAUGAUGUUUAGAAUUUAUAUUUAAGAAGACCCGGCCGUGUCUUUUAGGUUAUGAAUCGUUCACAUCUUGAAUGGUUUCAUUUAGAGAAGUAAUUAAAUGUUACCGAUACAGCCCCUUUCAGACAUAUGUAUCAACGUUUAAAAUUUGAUCAUCCAGAUCCCACAUAGCCUAAAUGUUGGGCAGGUACCCUGUUAAUCACUUGUCAACAUGUCAACCACAUCACAAAAAUUAAAGAACUUCACGUCUGAGCCUAUGGGUGACAAGCCUGUCACCGAUUUGGCUGGAGUUGGUGAAGUGCUUGGUAGAAGAUUGGAGUCUCAGGGCUUUGAUAAGGCUUAUGUUGUCCUUGGUCAGUUUCUGGUGUUGAAGAAGAACAGGGAGCUGUUUCAAGAUUGGAUGAAAGAAGCUUGUCAAGCCAAUUCAAAGCAAUCCUCUGAUUGCUUUCAAUGCCUAUCUGAAUGGUGUGAAGAAUUUUUGUAAACUUUGUUUUUUACUUUCUUGAGAGGAAUUUUUAUAAAUGUACACUAUAUGAACAAAACUAUUUUUAUCCUCUUGCUGCUUUGUAUUCCUUCUCUUUCUGCUGUGAUGUUGCUUUCUGGUUAAACAUGAAUGUUGUGAAUUCGAACUUAAUAGAGCCAACUAUUUGCAUUGCCGUUUAUAAAGAAAUUGAUUCCAUGUAUAUUUGCAAUGUCAUUAACUUGUCACAUAGUUCUAAGAUUUUAUUUUGGUUUUUACAUUGAUAAUAAAAUUUUUAUCAGUA
Frankliniella occidentalis (western flower thrips) is the source of this 897-nucleotide messenger RNA. It is a transcript of the gene baf, whose product is annotated as barrier-to-autointegration factor. The transcript has 3 exons. The record is from RefSeq and is a predicted model, not a curated record. Bases 345 to 617 code for a protein of 90 amino acids. NCBI's taxonomy places the organism in Eukaryota, Metazoa, Arthropoda, Insecta, Thysanoptera, Thripidae. Gene Ontology annotation, molecular function: DNA binding.